AAUCCAAUUUCGCCUCUGCCCUACAGAAAGCUUCUCGUCCUCAAGCCCGACUCAAGCACCGUCUUCAAGCCAGCAACCACAAUGGUGAGGAGAGAAUCUAAUGCAGGUUGUCGCACUAUGCAUCUGGAGCUUUUCAACCACUGGAAUCCUGCAGAAUGGUGAAGAUACGGGAUGGAUGCCUCGUAACUUCUAGGAUUCUGUGUGUCAGCACACUCUGCUUCCCGCUUUGCGGAAUAUGAAGCAAUAUGCUGGGCUUGCUACUCUCCUUAAUCGCUAUGAGGAUACAGAGUGCAAGCGUUAGAGCUCCGGGUGCAUAGCGACGACAGCAGUCUCUUGUACUGUUGUCACAUGUUGCUAAUGUUACACGUCUCAAUGACCAGCCCAAGGCCAAGUCUACCGGUAAGAAGCCCGCCCCCGCCCCUUACGGCGCCAGUAAGGGUCCCGCAAAGACUCAGAAGAACCCGCUCUUUGAGGCUCGCCCCAAGAACUUCGGUAUUGGUAUGUUCAUCCUUUCCUAUAGAAGCUCAACGAGGGCUUAAUUCAUCCUAUUCAGGUCAGGAUAUCCAGCCCAAGACCGAUUUGACUCGCUUCGUCAAGUGGCCCGAAUAUGUCCGCCUCCAACGCCAGAAGGUUAUCCUUAACCAGCGUCUGAAGGUCCCCCCUGCUAUUGCUCAGUUCUCCCAUACUCUCGACAAGAACACUGCUACUCAGUUGUUCAAGCUCCUUAACAAGUACCGCCCUGAGACCAAGCAGGAGAAGAAGGCUCGUCUCGAGGCUACUGCCAAGGCCACUGCUGAGGAGAAGGAGGCUCAGGCUAAGGACUCCAAGAAGCCACUCUUUGUCAAAUAUGGCUUGAACCACUGUGUUGCCCUCAUCGAGGCUAAGAAGGCAUCCCUCGUCGUCAUUGCCCACGAUGUCGACCCUAUUGAGCUUGUCAUCUUCCUCCCCGCCCUCUGCCGCAAGAUGGGUGUCCCUUAUGUCAUCGUAAAGGGCAAGGCUCGUCUCGGUACGGUCGUCCACAAGAAGACCGCUGCCGUCGUCACCCUCCAGGACGUCAAGUCUGAGGACCAACGCGAGCUCGCUACUCUCGUCAGCGCCGCUAAGGCCAAUUUCAGCGACAAGUACGAGGAACAGCGCCGUCAAUGGGGUGGAGGCAUCCGUGGCAACAAGUCCACCCAGAAGCUCCGCAAGCGUGCUAAGGCCGCUGGCCAGACCCUCUCUGUUGCCACCGCCCAGAAGCUCUAAACAUUCACAUAACGUUGACGUUGGCUUUGGGUUGCUGGAGGGCAAGAGCUUCAUAUGGAGGAUAUCAAAAGGUGGAUCAGGUCACCAUUAGGCGUUGCCGAGCCGUUGUCGGGAUAUGUUUUCUCAUGCGCCUAUGCUUGCUAUACAUGUUUUUGACUUUGUAUGCCUCGAAUUCACCGCAGUGUUCCCUUAACGUUUUUACGUUCUCGAGUAAGCGGUUGGUAUAAGCCCUUCACACAUUCACUCCAAGGAAUAGGCAGUUGAUGACCGGAGCCAUGAGGCAUAUACGGAUGUCUACGAUAGGAUAGAAGUGAAUGGAAGAUCACAAUACAAGCAUAUGCAU
Somion occarium is the source of this 1588-nucleotide messenger RNA. The record is from the annotation of a GenBank genome assembly. NCBI's taxonomy places the organism in Eukaryota, Fungi, Basidiomycota, Agaricomycetes, Polyporales, Cerrenaceae.